CUCCUCCCGGGCGGGAUAAUUGAACGGCGCGGCCCGGCCCAGCGUUGGCUGCCCAGGCUCGGCCGAUCGUGGAGCCGCUGCCGUCGCGCCGGUGAGCCCGGAGCCGCCGCGCCUUUGUCCGCCGCCGCCCGCCCCCGCCCGCCGGCCCCAUGGAGCGCGCCGCGCCGCUGCGCCCCGUCCCGCUGCCGCUGCUGCUGCUGCUGCUGCUGCUGCUGGGCGGCCUCUCGCUGCUGGCGGCCCGAGUGGGCGCAGAYGUCCCCAUGGAGGCUUGCUGUGCAGAUGGACAUCGGAUGGCCACUCAGCACCGAGACUGCUCGCUGCCUUACGCCUCGGAGUCUAAGGAGUGCAGGAUGGUCCAGGAGCAGUGCUGCCACAGCCAGCUGGAGGAGCUGCACUGUGCCGCGGGCAUCAACCUGGCCAGCGACCAGGACGCCUGUGUCCCGCCGCGUGGUGACAACGCCAGCCUCGAGGCCAUGUUUAUGAAGAGAUGCUGCCACUGCUGUGUGCUGGGGCGGGUGGCCCAGGCCCGGGCCCAGAGCUGCGAGCCCAGCCUCAUGAUCGGCUACCAGUGUGGGAUGGUGUUCCGGGCAUGCUGUGUCAAGGGACAGGAGACCGCGGACUUCACCCCUGGGGAUCUGGGGGACCUCCAAGACACAGCUAAGGUCUCUGAGGUGGAGGAGGAACAGGAAGACCCCUACCUGAAUGACCGCUGCCGAGGGGGUGGGCCCUGCCAGCAGCAGUGCCGGGACACUGGGGACGAGGUGGUCUGCUCCUGCUUUGUGGGCUACCAGCUGCUGCCUGACGGUGUCUCCUGUGAAGAUGUCAAUGAGUGCAUCACAGGCAGCCACAGCUGCCGUCUGGGAGAAUCCUGCAUCAAUACCGUGGGCUCUUUCCGCUGUCAGCGGGACAGCAGCUGCGGGACUGGCUAUGAGCUCACAGAGGACAAUAACUGCAAAGAUAUUGACGAGUGUGAGAGUGGUAUUCAUAACUGCCCCCCCGAUUUUAUCUGUCAGAAUACUCUGGGAUCCUUCCGCUGCAGACCCAAGCUACAGUGCAAGAGCGGAUUUAUACAGGAUGCUCUAGGCAGCUGUAUUGAUAUCAAUGAGUGUUUAAGUAUCAGUGCCCCGUGCCCUGUCGGGCAGACGUGCAUCAACACAGAGGGCUCUUACACGUGCCAGAAGAACGUGCCCAACUGUGGCCGGGGCUACCACCUCAACGAGGAGGGAACUCGCUGUGUCGACGUGGACGAGUGCUCACUCCCCUCCAUGCCCUGCGGCAAGGAGCACCACUGCGUGAACUCCCUCGGCAGCUUCCGCUGCGAGUGCAAGGCUGGUUACUAUUUUGACGGCAUCAGCAGGACGUGUGUGGACAUCAACGAGUGCCAGCGCUACCCCGGGCGCCUGUGUGGCCACAAGUGUGAGAACACUCCCGGCUCCUACCACUGCAGCUGCUCCGUGGGCUUCCGGCUCUCGGUGGACGGCCGCUCCUGCGAAGAUGUGAACGAGUGUCAGAGCAGUCCCUGCAGCCAGGAGUGUGCCAACGUCUACGGCUCUUACCAGUGCUACUGCCGGCGCGGCUACCAGCUCAGCGACGUGGACGGGGUCACCUGCGAAGACAUCGACGAGUGUGCCCUGCCCACCGGGGGCCACAUCUGCUCCUACCGCUGCAUCAAUGUACCCGGAAGCUUCCAGUGCAGCUGCCCCACGUCCGGUUACAGGCUGGCCCCCAACGGCCGCAACUGCCAAGACAUUGACGAGUGUGUGGCCGGCAUCCACAACUGCUCCAUCAACGAGACCUGCUUCAACAUCCAGGGAGGCUUCCGCUGCCUGGCCUUCGAGUGCCCCGAGAACUACCGCCGCUCCGCAGACACGGUCCGGCAAGAGAAGACGGACACCGUCCGCUGCAUCAAGUCCUGCCGCCCUGCCGACGUCGCUUGUAUGCGGGACCCCGUGCACACCAUCUCCCACACGGUCAUCUCGCUGCCCACCUUCCGCGAGUUCACCCGCCCUGAAGAGAUCAUCUUCCUGCGGACGGUCACGCCGCUGUAUCCUGCCAACCAGGCUGACAUCAUCUUUGACAUAACGGAAGGGAACCUGCGGGACUCCUUCGAUAUCAUCAAACGCUACAUGGACGGCAUGACCGUGGGUGUCGUGCGCCAGGUGCGGCCCAUCGUGGGCCCGUUUCAUGCCGUCCUGAAGCUGGAGAUGAACUACGUGGUCGGGGGUGUGGUCUCCCACCGAAAUGUCGUCAACGUCCACAUCUUUGUCUCUGAGUACUGGUUCUGAGGGCUGGUCCGCAGGGCAGCCGAGGGUGCACCUGCAGCCCAAAUCGCUGCUGCAGUGACCUCUGUGCCUGUCUGACCCCGAAGGCAUUUUUAAAUGUUAUGUGUUGGUUUGUAGCAUUAGGCCAAUAUGUAUUUUGCUGAGCCAGGUGAAUAAGCCCAUCUGAUGUACUCUGGUGUUUAAAUAAUGAGUGUAAUUGCUCAGCUGUUUGGCUGAAGACCUUGCUGAUGUUUUUAAUGCAAGGUUAGAUUUUGUGCCUUUCUCUGCCUGUGGACUGGGCCUUGGUAAGAACUGAGGAAAGACAUCUUUCAAAGGGGCAGCCAGUCCAAAAUCCAAGAGAAGGCCCAAUUACAUGAAAUUUGACAUUUUGGUCCUUUGACACCCAUCAGCUUCUGUGUUCUAAGUUCAUGGCUGCUGAAGAAUAGCACAUAAAUGUACAAUCAUUUCUCCCCAGAAGCAGCCUGAAAGAACGCCGUGGGGACACUUAGGUCAACUGCAGUCCUGUUGAAACAAGGGGAUCUCUUGGUAAAGACACAGGCUGUGGUGUUUGGUGUGGCCCCGAUGUGGUCGCCUGGGGACUGGCUGGGUUUCUCUGUACCCUGCAUCCUUUCUCACAGGUGGGAAAUAAACAGC
Messenger RNA from Urocitellus parryii (Arctic ground squirrel), 2915 nucleotides. RefSeq names its product fibulin 1 (gene Fbln1). The record is from RefSeq and is a predicted model, not a curated record. Gene Ontology annotation, cellular component: extracellular region. Lineage: Eukaryota; Metazoa; Chordata; Mammalia; Rodentia; Sciuridae. Gene Ontology annotation, biological process: extracellular matrix organization. Gene Ontology annotation, molecular function: calcium ion binding; peptidase activator activity.